This is a messenger RNA of Haliotis rubra (blacklip abalone), 2057 nucleotides long. RefSeq names its product alpha-(1,6)-fucosyltransferase-like. NCBI's taxonomy places the organism in Eukaryota, Metazoa, Mollusca, Gastropoda, Lepetellida, Haliotidae. The record is from RefSeq and is a predicted model, not a curated record. The coding region runs from base 378 to 2057 and encodes 559 amino acids. Gene Ontology annotation, molecular function: alpha-(1->6)-fucosyltransferase activity. The transcript is spliced from 10 exons. Gene Ontology annotation, biological process: protein N-linked glycosylation.
CUUUGUAGAAAUUACCUGCGUUCAGUAGGGGCAGGUGUUCAGACAGCGGUGUUAAGGGGUAAAGGAAGGAGCAUUCGUUUUCAGAGAGGUUGUGGUGGCCUUAACGACAUUCGCUCACAGGCGCCCUGUGUGUAAACAUACCACUUAUCUGCGUGGUAAAUGUGUUCAGUCUAGUGUUUUUUCAGAUGCCUUGUGCUGGUAUUUAGAGCCGAAACAAUUAUACACAUGUACCGCUGCGCUAAUAAAGCCAGCAGCAAUCAGUGACGUGGCGUCCGAUGGAAACGAUAUUCGAAGACUUUCAUAGAUGUGAGGUUAACAGAACUGCCGUUAAUAUGAGGCUGUCGUUCCCUUGACCACUGAGCCAGGAAGCCGUCACGAUGAAAUGCUGGAUGCAGAUUGCUGUGUUAGUAACAUGGACUGUUACUAUUUGUAUCCUUGUACGUCGAAUUCCAGAAGAGGGACAAAGCGCCAUGACGCUCAUCGAUAGCAACUUGGCCAGCAACCUUGUCCAGAAAAUCGAGACGGUCUUGUCUGAAAAUGAGCAUCUAAAAGCCGCCAUCUUUGACGAAAUAAGGGUGUUUUUGGAUGCGGCGCCUGGUCAGAAGAGCCCCACGAAAGAGCAACCAGAUGAUGACCUUCUGUGGGGCGGGGAAAAAGAGGCCAGACGAGCCGUUUAUUUACUGGACAAUUUCUGGUUCUAUUUGAGAGAUAAACUCGAACUGCUGCAUAACAUCACAAGCCGGAGACAACUAAAACAGAGGGUCGACCACAUGCGAAAAACUGCUGACCAGUAUCAUUGGAGGAUCAAGCACAAACUGGAUAAAAUACAGGAUGGUGACGGCAGAGACAAGAGAAAGUGGGCCAUCAUGAAUGAACUGGGUCAGAAAGUCCAGAGACGUUUUGCCUAUAUACAGAAUCCCAGGAACUGCCGUACAGCCCGGAAGUACAUUUGCUCCCCUAAGUCGUGCGGGUAUGGAUGCCAGCUGCACCACAUGGCGUACUGUCUCAUCAUGGCAUACGCCUCCAACAGGACGCUCGUUGUGAAUCUUGAGAAGAACACACAGUCCUGGACGCCAUUCUUUAAACCUCUCAGCGAAACUUGUUUAAAGUCAUAUGACGAAAACCAUGUGGUCCAAUGGAAUGAGUUAAACGACAUUUCUCAGGAGGGAGGCCCGGACCAUAUGGAAAUCUUGCUGCCUGUCCUUGACAACAUAGGUUUUCAUCCGGAUUAUCUCCCCCUAGCCAUCCCAGCAGACCUUGCACCGACAUUACAACGUUUCCAUGGGAAUCCAAUUGUUUGGUGGAUAGGUCAAGUUGCAAAGUAUUUGACAAGAUUCAAUGCCGAUACCGAGCGUGAUCUUGAAGAAUAUGAGAAGAAAAUCAAGUUUAGAGGACCAAUAGUUGGGGUUCACGUUCGUCGUACAGAUAAGCUUACCCAGGAAGCAGCUCUCCAUUAUCUUGAUGAAUACAUGGUGUACGUCGAAGACUACUUCAACGGCCUUGACAUUCAAACCGGGUCAAAAGUGGAAAGAAAGGUGUACUUAGCAACGGAUGAACCUACAGUUAUCAAAGAAAGUAAAAAGUACAAGGACUACACUUUCAUCUACAAUAUAGACAUCAUCAGGACAGCUGAACGCGUCACUGGGUCCUCGGCAGUAAUGAUGGGAAUCGUAUAUGACAUACAUUUCCUUUCCAAAACGGACUUUCUUGUGUGUACAUUCUCCUCACAGGUAUGUCGCACAGCGUAUGAAUUAAUGCAGACUAAACAUGUCGAUGCUUCGUCCAAUUUUCGAUCACUUGAUGAUGUUUAUUAUUAUGGAGGUCAAGGUCCGCACAGAAUGACCGCAGUGGAAGACCACGAAGCGUUGAGUAAAGAGGAAUUAAAUGUAGUGAAGGGUUCUGAUGUGUAUAUCGCCGGCAACACCUGGACCGGCGACGUGGUGGUGAGGAACCACGGUGAAACGAGAAAUGCUCUUGUCCCAGCUUACAAGGUGGAGGACAUAGUGGAGACUGCCCAGUGUCCUCUUUAUGAAGAGGUUGAUUUGGUCGGUUCAUAA